Molecule: messenger RNA, 1388 nt
Organism: Etheostoma spectabile (orangethroat darter)
Lineage: Eukaryota; Metazoa; Chordata; Actinopteri; Perciformes; Percidae
Product: ribonuclease inhibitor
Exons: 10
Coding region: 1-1149 (382 amino acids)
Molecular function (GO): protein binding
Source: RefSeq, a predicted model, not a curated record
AUGAACAUGGACCCUCAAACACAAAGAGUUUGUACAGAGAUCUUCAAAAAAGAGAGAGGGAUCUUUCAGAAAAUAGUCUACUGCUUCAUUCAUCUAAGCAUUCAGGAGUUUCUGGCUGCAGUCUACCUGUUCCACUAUUACACCAACAGGAAAACAGAUGUACUGGACGACUUCCUGGGGACAGACUGCGUUGAUUUAACCCUGGAUGUCUUCCUGAAGAAAGCCAUGGAUAAAGAUUUUUACAGUGAAAAUGGUUACCUGGACCUGUUUAUCCGUUUCCUUCAUGGUCUCUCUCUUGAGUCCAACCAGAGACUCUUAGGAAGCCUGUUGGUCCAUCAUGAGAUCCAAGAAUUCCUGAAGUCAGAGAAAAGAUCAGAGAAGGAGCUCUCCGAGAUCCAAUGCUCAGCUCUUGCCUACAUGCUGCAGAUGUCAGAGGAUGUUCUGGAGGAGUUGGACUUGCAGAAGUACAACACAUCAGAGGAGGGACGACGUAGACUGAUUCCAGCUGUGAGGAACUGCAGAAAACUUACUGACUGUUUACUCUCAGAGCCUCACUGUGAAAUUGUGGCCUCUGUGCUGAAGUCCAACCCCUCCCAUCUGAGGGAGCUGGACCUGAGUGACAACAACUACCUGGAUGAUUCAGUAGUGAAGCUGUCUUCUGGACUGGGGAGUCCAAACUGUAGGCUGGAGACUCUGAGAUUGAGUUUCUGCAGUGUGUCAGAGAUCAGCUGUGCUUCCCUGGCUUUGUCUCUGAAGUCAAACCCCUCCUAUUUGAGAGAGCUGGCCCUGAGUGACAACAACUAUCUGCUGGGUUCAGGAGUGAAGCUGCUGUGUAAUUUCCUGGAGAGUCCACACUGUAGACUAGAGACUCUGAGAUUGAGAAACUGCUGUUUGACAGAGAUCAGCUGUGCUUCUCUGGCCUCAACUCUGAAGUCCAACCCCUCCCAUCUGAGAGAGCUUGACCUGAGUAACAACACGCUGCAGGAUUUACACGUGAAGCUGCUCUCUGAUCUUGUGGAGAGUCCACACUGUAGACUGGAGACUCUGGGAAUUGUUAACAACUUGAUCACAGCUGAGAAUCAGCAAGAAUAUGACUCGGAUGUUGAAAUGGACAUGGAAACAAACCUGCCAGAGGCUUUGAUGUCCUGAACACAACUGAGUCUUCAUACAGUGAGACAAAGCUUUUGGUAAAAUAUUUAAAACACACCCAACGGUUCACAAACUGUGAGAGUUGCCCAAGGACAUUGUGGCUAGAAGGAGCUGGGGAUCAAGCUGCACCCAAGAUCUUUGCCCUUUUGAUGCCUUGACUAAGAUUGUAUUCACAUCUGCAUUUGAACUUCAGGUUGGUUUGUUUGGGCAUAUGUAAACAAUUUUUGAUAAUUUGUGUC